CGUUCUGCUUGUAGGGGGUUUCGGUGAGAGCCCUUACCUACGCGAAGUUUUACGCAGCAGGUUUGAAGGUGGACGGGGGAGAUGCAAGGUCAUGACGGCGAACGACGCUACGUACGUACAUGGUCGAAUUAAUGCAAGUCCUUGAGCUGAACUAGAUGCUGGUCUGGCAAAGCGCGAAAGCUGUUUCAGACGGAGCUGUAAUAUAUCACGCUACACAAACGGUCAAAGCUAGAGCAUGCAGAUUCCAAUUUGGGAUAGUAGGGGAAUACCGUACGAUGAGAACGUUCCAGAGCACAGAUCAAGAGAUUGGGUGAUUGGACGGGAUGGCGUGAAGUGGAUGAGCAAUAAAUGGUAUCCCAUGGUUGAAAGAGGCGACGUUAUUAUGGCUGAGGAUGGCGUAUCAGAAAACAUGUACAACGUUUAUCACACCUCAAAUCCUUCACUCGGGACAUUCUCGGAAAGAAUCUAUGCCUUUACCCUAUCAGAUGAAGAAGGGCCCUAUUGGGCCUUGGAUCCAGACGGGAAGCCCGAGUAUGGAAUUGAAUGUGUCUGCGAGAUCACUGCAGAUUUGAGCAAUCUAAGAGGUGGCUUGGUAGAGAAGAUCUCGCGAGAGCAAGGAGGGAAGUAUUGGCUCCUCGAUUAUAAUGUGGUCAUUGAAUUUGGAGACACGGAACUUCGUGCCUAUUUGGAGUGGACGGAGAACGGGGAAACAAAGCGUGGCCAGGCUUCUCUCAUACCGGACUCCUUUAUGUAGACCGUUGCUUUCCCCCCUCCCCUAUUCACUUGGAUUUUCAUUCUUGUUGGGCCUUACUGCAAUACUCAUGCACUUCGCUUUGAAAGAUUGGACACGUCAUGAUGAGUCAC
Cantharellus anzutake is the source of this 864-nucleotide messenger RNA. RefSeq lists its product as uncharacterized. Bases 236 to 754 code for a protein of 172 amino acids. NCBI's taxonomy places the organism in Eukaryota, Fungi, Basidiomycota, Agaricomycetes, Cantharellales, Hydnaceae. The transcript is spliced from 4 exons. The record is from RefSeq and is a predicted model, not a curated record.